CAAGUUCCCCAGUAAAGCCCGAAAGAACCCGCCAUCAACCGCCAUGCGCAACGCAGGGAGUCUGCUCAAACCACCUCCAUCGGAGUACCGACGCCGGGGAAAUUCACCAGUACGACGUCUUGUCAGCAUAUCGUCUGGUCUGAAUUGGACCGGUCAUAAAUUUUCAUCCGAGAUUGUCGCGGAAGAUUUAAAGGUGACCGAGCCUACACUGCAGACACUAUUACCUGAGGUUGUUGUUGAUUCACCCGUUAUAGAUGAGACCGAUCAACAACUUUCGAAGCAAGCUGCCCGCGCGCUGGUCUUUACCACUCCUCAUGUGUUCCGCACACUCGCAUCGUUGCGGAAAGACCUUUUGAAGGCUACCGCCAAUGGCUACUCCAACCGUGUGCGCGAGUUGCUAGACCGAGAUGACGUACUGACGUUCCGAGACGCUUUCAACGAGAACAAUGGGCUCACCCCACUGCAUUACGCUGUACAAAAUGAACACCACUACAUAUUGCAAAUGCUGCUGGACGUAGAGUAUGUGUGGGAGGGUGGGUAUAUUGGAGUGUUUAUAAGUGCACACUGUGAGAAUCAGGCUCGGCUAUGCAGUGUCGUUAAUGUUUAG
This is a messenger RNA of Sphaeroforma arctica JP610, 607 nucleotides long. RefSeq lists its product as hypothetical. Bases 44 to 607 code for a protein of 187 amino acids. Gene Ontology annotation, molecular function: protein binding. NCBI's taxonomy places the organism in Eukaryota, Ichthyosporea, Ichthyophonida. The record is from RefSeq and is a predicted model, not a curated record. The transcript has 4 exons.